Linderina pennispora is the source of this 964-nucleotide messenger RNA. RefSeq lists its product as uncharacterized. Lineage: Eukaryota; Fungi; Kickxellomycota; Kickxellomycetes; Kickxellales; Kickxellaceae. Bases 84 to 620 code for a protein of 178 amino acids. The record is from RefSeq and is a predicted model, not a curated record. The transcript has a single exon.
CGCCGCCGUCCGCUUCUCUGCCCUUGCUUUCUCUUUUUCGUUUUUUUUCUUCUCAUCCAACUUUAUUCUGUACACAUCACACAAUGUCUGGCCUUCCCACCAUCCCGACCAUCGCCGAGACCAACAGGCUCACUCUGGAAAAGUUCACCUCGGUGAUCUCGCUCCUGUUUGAGCCCACGGCGGUCCUGACCAAGCGCAUCUACGACCAGCGCCCGUUUGCCAGCUACGACCAGCUCCUGGACACGGCCGGUGCAGAGAUCAAGAAGCUGACGCCGGAGGAGCUCCUGGAGGUCAUCAACGCCCACCCGCGUAUUGGCGAGAAGGCCACCAACCUGUCGGCGCUGUCGAAGAUCGAGCAGGGCCAGCGGGCGUCCAACGAGGACGAGAUCCUGGCCAAGUGGGCCGAGCUGAACAAGAGGUACGAGGACAAAUACGGGUUCCGGUUUGUCAUCUUCGUCAACGGCCGCAAGAAGGAGAGCCUGUUCCCGAUCGUCGAGGAGCGCAUUGCCCAUGGCGACCGCACCACCGAGCUGCUCACUGGCCUGUCCGACAUGGUCGAGAUUGCCCGCGACCGCGCAAACAAGCUGCUGGCCGCCUCUGCCAGCUGCCCGUCUCCCUAACCUCUAAAUUGUCCACACUAUAAAUCUUACUAUCAACAUCCAAAUGUCUAUGGAACCCCCCUAUGGCUACUUGGGGAAUCGUGAUGACUAGCACAGGCCCCUCAAAGACAGCCGUGAUCUGCUCGACGUUGGCCGCCGGUGGCAGCGGCACGUCCUUCUCGAACUGGCCCAGCCUCUUCUCGGUGACCCGAUCCAACUCCAUGCUCACGCACCGUCUGGCUAUUGUACUCACCAAAGAUCUUCAGCCGGCCCGGCGUUGACCGGUCGAUGCGGAUAUGGUUGUGUGGCACAUUCGGCAAGUGCGCGCGCAGCACAACCUGGUCUUCGUCCUCGUGCCGGUCAAU